AUGUAUUUGUUUAUAUGCCAAGGCUUAAUGUUCAAUGCUCGUCGAGCUCAGGAACAAAAUAAUAUUUUUUAUCGGGAUGCACCAAUAUUCUUGCAUAUAAUAUUAGCUGUCCUGUAUCUUGAAAAAGAACCUUUUCGUGAUUUAGCAUUGUUAAGCAAAUGGAUAGAAAUUGAUAAAAAGAACGACGAACGAUUAAUCGCAUCAGCAGAUAUCGAUGCCCAAUAUUGGAUCGAUGUGAUUUUUAAGAUUAGACAAUAUAAUAAAAAAAAACAAAAACUAUCAAAACAAACCGAAAAGGAUCAUCGACCAUUUCGGUAUCAACUACUUCAUGAACAUUUAAAUAAUAUAAAUAUAAAUGUUGUUUAUCAUAUUCGUUAUCAUGAUACAAUUGAUCUUCAAACAGAUCAAGAUUUUAUUUGUACAAAUCAUUUUCUUCAAUCACUUUAA
Molecule: messenger RNA, 447 nt
Organism: Rotaria sp. Silwood2
Lineage: Eukaryota; Metazoa; Rotifera; Eurotatoria; Philodinida; Philodinidae
Source: the annotation of a GenBank genome assembly